Messenger RNA from Osmerus eperlanus (European smelt), 1648 nucleotides. RefSeq names its product integrin, beta-like 1 (gene itgbl1). The record is from RefSeq and is a predicted model, not a curated record. Gene Ontology annotation, molecular function: integrin binding. Gene Ontology annotation, biological process: cell migration; cell-matrix adhesion; cell adhesion mediated by integrin. Gene Ontology annotation, cellular component: cell surface; integrin complex; focal adhesion. Bases 1 to 1185 code for a protein of 394 amino acids. Lineage: Eukaryota; Metazoa; Chordata; Actinopteri; Osmeriformes; Osmeridae. The transcript is spliced from 10 exons.
AUGGUCGCCCUGCCUUCAGGUCAUGGAUUCUGUGACUGUGGACAGUGUGAAUGUGAUGACGAGUGGCAUGGGGAUGCCUGCCAGAUCCAGGAGGACUGCACCCUCUCCGGCCGGAGCAGCAAGGAGCUCUGCAGGAACACACAGGGGGUGGUCUGCUCCAACGCAGGCUCGUGUCAGUGCGGCAGCUGCGUGUGCCACAACCCUGACGGCCGAGGAUUGGUGAGCGGGCGCUUCUGCGAGUGUGACGACAGCGAGUGUCUGGACGAGGACACGGGUGAAGUGUGUGGAGGGCACGGCCAGUGUUACUGUGGAAACUGUUACUGCGCUGCCGGUUGGCAUGGAGACAAAUGUGAGUUCCAGUGUGACAUCAGCCCAUGGGAGAGCAAGAGGAGGUGCACGUCUCCAGAUGACAAGAUCUGCAGCAACCGGGGAACCUGUGUUUGCGGGGAGUGCACGUGCUAUGAUGUGGACCCCUCGGGGGACUGGGGGGACAUCCACGGUGACACGUGUGAGUGUGACGAGAGGAGCUGUCAUGCCACCUACGACCGAUAUGCCGACGACUUCUGCUCAGGUCACGGCCAGUGUAACUGUGGAAGGUGUGACUGUAAGGAGGGCUGGGCUGGCAGGAAGUGUGAGCACCCCCUGUCCUGCUCCCUCUCUCUGGAGAGCAGUCUGAAGAAGUGCAGAGGAACCUCCGUCAUGCCCUGCUUUGGACGAGGGCAGUGCCAGUGUGGCCAGUGUACCUGCCACCCGCCAGGAGACAGCCGAGUUCACGGGAAGAACUGUGAGUGUGAUGACCGCCAGUGUGAGGACAUCAACGGGGAUGUGUGUGGAGGUCAUGGCUUCUGCUCGUGUGGCAGAUGUAUUUGCAGCGACGGCUGGUUUGGGAAGCUCUGUCAGUUCCCCCGCACCUGCGAUAUGACAGACGCCCAGAGCAAGGAGCUCUGUGAAACUGCAGAUGGCGUCAUGUGCAACGGGAAAGGAUCCUGUCACUGUGGACGGUGUAUCUGCUCUCCUCAGGACUGGUGGGUGUCUGGGGAGUACUGCGAGUGUGAUGACAGAGAGUGUGACAAGCAUGAUGGCCUUAUCUGCACAGGGAAUGGAGUCUGCAACUGCGGCAACUGUGAUUGCUGGGAUGGCUGGACAGGCAACGCAUGUGAGAUCUGGGUAGGGGCCGAGUACUGACACAGGGGACUGUCGCAAACACAGACUGUGCUGCCUGAGAACGAGGGAGCAAGAAAGGAUGCUGGCCCUCCUUGGGUAGGAGAGGAUGGAGGGAACGAUGAAGUGGAGAAGAAAAGAGAAGCUUAAGCCGAAAAUGGGAUGUAAUUCUUCAUUCAGAUAUCUGCAUAUCACUUUGUAUAACAGCAUUCAUUGUACUGGUUACAAAUUAUCGUCAUUAAAACUGUGUUUUUUAUGCAAGAAAAACAACUGCGGAAGCCAAAAAGCUGUUUUUCUGUUUAAAACACAUUACAAUGUAACCCUUUAUAUUUUUCCAAUACAACUAUAUGUAUGAAAAUGUGUUUAUAUAGGAAUGCGUACAUACUCCAGAAAGCUACAUAUUAUAAGAUGCAGGUACAUUAAAAUAAUCCAAACGUUAAAAUAAAAAGGAAAAUGUUUUAUUAUUAAUAAAAUUGUUCUAACUGUG